Phytophthora infestans T30-4 is the source of this 4863-nucleotide messenger RNA. RefSeq lists its product as uncharacterized. The transcript is spliced from 7 exons. Gene Ontology annotation, cellular component: nucleolus; TRAMP complex. Gene Ontology annotation, biological process: RNA 3'-end processing. NCBI's taxonomy places the organism in Eukaryota, Oomycota, Peronosporomycetes, Peronosporales, Peronosporaceae. Gene Ontology annotation, molecular function: mRNA binding; poly(A) RNA polymerase activity. The record is from RefSeq and is a predicted model, not a curated record. The coding region runs from base 1 to 4863 and encodes 1620 amino acids.
AUGGCCAACAGCGAGACCGAGGCGCUUGUGCGCGCACUCGGAGAGCUUGCCGCCUCGCUGCACAGACGUCGAGGCAGCGAGUCCGCCACUACCGCAGAGAAGCGCGCUGUCUUGAAGUGGCUGCACGGCCUCAGCGUUGAGGAACUGGCGUCUCUGUGCUGCGUGGAGGAUGUGGGUUUCGUCAAAACGCUAUUGCACAUGGCGGCGCUAUCCAGAGCUUCCAGAGGCGGUGGCACACGUAUACAAGAAUUCCAACUUUUGCCACAGACCAGCGGCGUCUCCAGCACUGUCCAGCUCAAGCGUGCUACUACGAAAACGCCGUCGAGGAACGCCCCGAGAGAAUUUGUGAAGAGGCCAGUGCUGCGGACGGCGGAUGGAGAUGUGGUGGGUAGUUUUCACUCUAGAGAGUAUGAAGAAUGCUGUUUAAAGCUGCUACAAGGCAUGAGAGUGCUAAACACACUGCAAUCAUGCGAUACGGUCGCGCUGUCAAUGGCAUUUUUCCAGCCAGUGCAGAAAGGACAGCAACUCGCUGCAGAUUUCUUUCAUCUAAUGGAGAUAAUAUCGUGUGGGGAAUUCCUGAUGAAGUGUCCGUCAGAUACAACGCUGACGAGUCGGGUCUGGGGGGAGACAAAGGAACUCAAUAUAUGGGCCUUCUGGAAGCGACGCCAAAGAGAUGAGAGCGCGAGAAUCCCGCUGCAAGGCCUCGCUUCGAAACUUUACUUGGUAAACGAAUGGGAAAUGGCGAGUUUGGAUCAACAGAAUGCAGUGCUGAAGGAGCUGGGUUCCAAGACAAUGUCACAUCUUAGGACUCUUAACCAUUCGGUGACAAGCGACCUACAAAGAUUUCAAUCUGAGCGGUCGUCGUUGGAAGCGCUUGUGAGCAUCCUGAGCAAGAUAUCGCAGCCGGUGGCUCACGGCGUCCCGGUGGAUAUUUGCUUUACUUGUUCGUUUGAAGACGCGAUCGCGUUUCCACAAGCGGGGGUCAUAAAGCUACUGCUGGCAGAGCAUCUUCAAGAACAAUGCUCGUUGCUUCUGUGUGCAAGACUGUCGAAGGAAGAAGAAGUAUCUGCAAGCAACAGAGUUGGAAUUACAGACGAGAGAGCCAAGUCUAAAAGAAAAAGCGCCAACCAUUCCCAACGACGUCGUGCGAGUCGCAAGAAGAUGCUCAAGCAGCGACGCCGUGAGGGCGAAAUCCGAGCUGUUCAGCACACACGGUAUAACAGCGUGUUGCGUGAGCUCUCCCAACAUUUUCGUCAGAAACAUGAAGACACUAUUGCAUGUGUGAACCAGGUGCUUCGUGAUGUCAUUAACAUCGCGAUAGACGAUGAUCAGCUAACUUCAGGGGGUUGGAGCAUUACUUCUGAGCUCAGUGCCAAGGAUAACGUCCAUCUCAAACAAAAGAGGAAGAAGAAGAAAACGAGGAAGAAGAAAGCGGGUGUCGAGGAGGCCAGACAUGGGAGCGCCAACACAGAAGAGCACAGUGUUGCCACCGCUGGUUCAGAUUCGUCACCGUCUCAGCAUGACAGACUGCCUCUGGUUGACUGCAAUAGUGAUAGUGGAAGUACACAUGGUGACGGCCCGCGGCUGAGUUUUUUCUCCAAUGUUGGGCCGACGAGCACAACGUCGCCAGCUUCUUCGGCACCGCUACCGUCAUUCGGCACGCACUCUCUUUAUUCGUCGACCACGACGCCGUUCUUCCUGUCGUUGGCACCACGAGACCACCACACCCAACCACCGCGUGUUUCUCGACAAGACCUUGAUGAAGAUAGCGAAGGGAAUCAAGCGGCAGAUGGUCCCACUCCUGCUCACGAUACUCAAGCGAGUUCAGACACGUCAAAUUUCGAGUGGUAUCUGCCGUCAGUGUUCUCAUUGCAGACCUCCGCACACCGUACCGUUUCCCCGACUCCUGCUCUUGACUGGCAUUUUAACCACUGGCAAUUCAAGGCUCAAGAUGGAGGCAUCUCGGACAAGGGCGUGUCCACGGUGGCAAUAGCAGAACUAGACCCGCCUCCGCCACCGUCGUCGUCCUCGUCAACUUCCUCAGCAUCGUCUCGUUUUGCAACUGGAAGGAUAUCGGGAUCGACAAAAAAAUAUUCGCUGGCGUCUUUUUCCAAGAUUGCUGGGCUGGACGCAAGUCGGCGAGGUGCCAGCCACUUGGAGCAAGAGAAACCGAAUUUGACAGUGGCAUCAAUACGAGAACAUGAUGAUGGUGCGUCGAGCGCGGCGGAGAGCGACAAUGAAUCGGACUUCUUGUAUCGCGAAGGAGGCUUCUUCGAUCGCCAGCGUGCGCUCAAACGUCGACGACGCCCAUGGCCUUUUGAUUACGCCCGCGACCAGGACGAAGAGGAGGUAACGGAGAAUUAUGACGCUCCGAGACGAUACUGUUAUCACUGUUGUAAGUGUGCUUCGGCAUUGAUUUCGCCGGUAAUUGCAGACAAACCUGUUGAAAACGAUGCGAUCGCCAAGGUUACAAUGGUUUUGGAUCGAAUUGUUCAACUGGAGGAAAAACUGACCGAGAAAGCGAAGGUGAUGGAUGAACAAGCCGCUUCUGCAUCUUCUGAAAUCACCACUCUGAAGCAAACCGUAGCGACGUUGACCGCUCAGUUGCACAACAUUGAGAACAAUAUCCAAGACUUGCAGUUAUGGCAGACCUCUGUCUCUGCUAACACCGGUGGAUUGGAGGAUUCGUCGUUAGGCAACGCAAGCUCCUGUGGCUCGUCCGCAGCUCCUUUCUCACCAGCGCCAUCAUCUCUAGACCAACAGGACGACAGCCCGCCUACUGCAGCACCUCCCCUUCCGGAAGCCUAUGCAACAGCAAACUCUGUCAUGGGUCCAUUCGUGUCCGUCCCCUUGUCGGUGCUGCCUCCACGCAGUAAACUACACUGGGAUCUGUGCGAAUUCGCUGCUCAGCUUCAAGCAGAUAGCGAUGCUCGUCUCCCUGCACAACUAGCCGCUCAACGGUUGUGUAUGGCGACCGUGCAAUCGCUAUGGCCGCGUGCUCAAGUGCGUCCUUACGGGUCGCAUGUAACGAGACUGGUACUUCCGUCAAGCGAUGUGGAUCUCGUCAUCUGCUUACCAAAAGUACGUCGUGAUGCUCCUGCUGACGCUGCCGGCGUGUUAGAAGGUCGAAAUGCCAUCAAGGAGACAUGGCAACAGAACCUGGCCCGCAAGUUGAAACAAGAGCCGUGGGUCGUACGUGACUCGGUCAAGACACUACCCCAUGCUGCUGUCCCCAUCAUUACGCUCCUCACUGCUCCGCCGUACAACGUGAGGCUUGACAUAUCGUUUGAAGGUCCUGGUCACAAUGGGUUGGCUACGAACGACGUCGUCCUAGCACUGCUGCAUGAAUUUCCACCACUAGCGCCCAUGAUGCUGGUCUUAAAGAGCUUCGCUAUCGAACGUGGCUUGGCAGUGGCGUAUUCGGGAGGACUCUCGUCGUACGCGUUGCUGCUCCUUGUAGCACGAUAUCUCCAGGAACACAGCGACACAAUGCCCAAUGGGUUCGCGAACGCUUCCAGAGCGGUUCAACACAGUUUGUCAACUGUUCAAGCGGGUGUGGCUGACUUUGGUCUAAUGCUCAUGGGCUUCUUGGAUUUCUACGGCAACCGGUUUGAUCCACGCACAACCGGUAUCAGUGUAGCUUCACGUUGCUUCCUGAAUCGAGAAAGCACCUUUAUGGCUGGAGCUGUUCCUGGGACGACAGGUAUGGGCGACCCUCAUCAAGUGCCACAUCAGUAUCAGCAAUACGCGGCUGAUGACGCAGCAGUGGAUGAUCGGACAAGUCAAUACGGCUAUGCUCAGCAUUGGCAAGUACCUGCGCAACCGCACAUGCAACUGUCACCGAAUGCUGAGGCUGCUCAAGGAAUACGCCGAUACGGCUAUCGUUCUUCCCUGGACUUGCCGGCAUCAAGAGCACUGGAUGGCAUGGGCGCUGCGACUGGACUCUUGGACUACCAGCAGCUACAACAGCAGACGUACGAUCCUCACAAGUUCGACCCAGUGUUCAUUGAAGAUCCUUUAAAUCCAAGUAACAACGUCGGACGAAACUGUUUCCGCAUUAUGCAGAUCAGACGCGCGUUUUCAGCGGCUCAUCUCGCGCUACUUUCUGCGUCGCGAGACCCAACGAUGUUCGCAGACAACCGGAUGGGUUUAGUGGCAGGUGUUGGGCUCCAUCCAGACAACAUUCUCCGAGCCAUCUUGGGUCCAGGUGCUCCCGUAAAUGCAAAGUCUGAUGCUGCAACGUCGACAACGGUUGGGGGCACAGUGUACAUCGGCGGCGUGGAGCACCCGUACGCAUUCCACCCUUACAACCAGCAACAGUUCACGUACCACCAGCAUCACUACUAUCAACCGCCACAGCCUUUCCAUCAAGCCACCGUACAGCAGCCUCGCAGUGUGAGUGCGUACAGCAACGAACCGACUUCGCGUCGACACAGUGAGAGCGAAAGUGCGAAGCUCACGACACGCUCAUCAGCCUCAACAGCCAGUCACAGUGAUCGAUCAAGGAAACGACAUCUCGGAAGUCCACGCCAGAUCAGCACUCACAAUUCCAACGUCCCAGCACGUCUGCUCCGUCAAGGCUCCACGGAAUACGGACAGCGACAGUCGUCUUUGAAGCAGAUUGACGGCCAAAGUAUUACCAAGGUGCUUAGUCGGAAGAACAGCGAACGCUCCAUGAGCUUAUCGUUAAGUUUUGCCGACGUUGUACGUGACGGUGGGGGGUCAAGUGGCGCAGCUGUAAAUAUUCCAAAGGCGUCGCCCCACGCGCUUGCUCGACUCGCACGGUUUUCACGCGAUGACAUGGCACUCGAGGAAAGCAUUAAUGAACGGUGGGAGACCAAAGACGACUCGGAACUUAAGUGA